Messenger RNA from Schistosoma turkestanicum, 6372 nucleotides. NCBI's taxonomy places the organism in Eukaryota, Metazoa, Platyhelminthes, Trematoda, Strigeidida, Schistosomatidae. The record is from the annotation of a GenBank genome assembly.
GGUCACCGUGAACAAGUCUUUUAAUGAAAUGACUAAGGUAGAUACUAUGAGACUGUAAAAUGGUCGACCAACAAAUUCAUGGCCUUGAUUUAAUCAAAAAGAGAUUCAGUGCAUUUUGUAUUAAAGAAGGUAUUAAAUGUGAUGUUCAAUAUUCAAGUGAGACAACUUUCAACACAAAUUGGACGGAUGCAUUGUUGUAUCUUUGCUCUAAUCUCCCAAACAGAAAGCUGCAGUUGGAUUUCUUAGAUACCAUUUUAAAGACAGCCCUACCAUUGGAUGAAAAAGUUAUGUUUCAAAUUGUCAAAUACGUUUUGAAAAUUUUUCAGGAUUUGAAAGAGUCCAAUGAUGUUCAAGGCAUUCAAUACGAUGCAGUUUUAAGUAGUUGUGCACAACUUAUGGUUCAUUGUUUAACGUAUUCACAUACACUGUCUGAUUCAUAUUCAUUGUUCAUGGAUGUCAUCGAUCAUAUCAAAUCAAUAAUUAGUCAUUCCAGUACCGUUGAAUGUCUCAUAGGUUAUGCAGUCUUAUUCAUAAAUAUUGUUAAAUUGGAAAGAAAAAACAACUAUCUAACUGAAAUAUUAGAUAUACUUAAUGAAUAUGAGGAUUCGCCUCCGUUGGAUACCACAGGAAAUUUGUCAUUUUUAUGUCAAUUAUUUCACUCCAAUAAAUCACAAGCUCAAUUGGCAAUUCUAAUAGCAUUGAUUGGAAUCCUAACAUCAAAUGAUUGGUUUUGUAAUUACAAAAAUUGUGGAAGUAUAAGUUUGUAUAUUUUAUCUAUGGCUGGAUUUACUAGUGACUCAACUGAUUAUAUAAUUAAGAAGUUUGAUCGAAAUGAUUCAAUUACUAAUUUACUAUUAUCGAAAUUAGUUUACAAUUGGUCAAAAAAGAAUUUAUUAAAUGCCAGUGAAAAAAAUGAUCAAGAAACAAAUAUUCAACAAUGUAUUAUGUCCAUGAAUCCAAUUUUAACAUUUUGUAUAGAGAUGCGAAGCAAUUACAUAGAUGCCAUUCGAUAUUCUGCUUUAGAUACAUUUGAGAAUAUCGUAUUUUACCAUUUAAAGUAUUGUCAUGAAUGUUGCCAACCAAGAAUAUCUAGUAACAACAACACAUUGAAAAUAUCUUGUGAUCAUCUGAAUAAGAUUUUACAUCAAUUAAUCAGUGAUUCAUGUUACAGUCGUGGAACAAUUGCUAUGUUAACUCGAUUUGUUCGUUGUAUAUGUAAGAAAAAACUGUACAAAAUAGUCAAUUUCUUACACUUUUUGGAUUCUAUUUGUCAACCAUUUGCUAAUGACACUAAUUUAGGACUUUGUGGAAGAGUUGUUUCAGGAUUAAUGAAGAUUGCCAAUGAUCCUAAUUUGGCAUCAUCCAUUGCAGAAUUGUACACAUUAAUUGCUCAAAAUCUCUGGAUUAACAAUGAUCCAUUAAUUAAUACAUGGUUAUCUGGUUUAGUCGAUAAUUUAAUUCACAACUCUAACGAAACAUUUCAUUCUACAAUUAAUCAAAAUAUUUUACCUAGUUUAAUGAAAACCAAUCCUAAAUUGUUGGAAAUACUCGUAAAAUGUUAUAACAAUGACUCAGUUAGUAGGGAUACUAACUUGUAUAUGUUCCAACUAACUUGUUAUCAUCUUUUAUCAUUGAAUGGUAUGAAAACAGAUUGUUGUGAACACUUGUCGUUAAAUUUUUUAACUUCAUGUCUUGUCUCAUAUGAUAAUCAGUUACGUAUUACAGCUUUAAAUGUUCUAGUAAGUUCCAUCACAAAAUCAAAACAAAAACUGAUUUUAUCAAAUGAAAAGUUAGAAAUGUUUCUUAAUUAUCUGAAACGUGAUUUAUGGCCAAAUUCAAAGCAUAUACAUGAUCAGAUUGUCAGCGCAAUUAAAGAUAUUUUGUUGCAUACACUUUCGAUCAUUAAACGUGGAAUAACUACUACUAAUUUAAGUAAUCUUGAAUUGUUUUGUGUUAAACUAGUUCAUACCCUAAUGACGUGUAUUUAUCCUGGAUCACCAGCCUCACGUUUAUCAUUAGGCUUAGCUGGACUAUACACAGUUAUUGAAUGCUUUUAUUCCAUGUUUUAUACGGAUUGUAAUACAGAGUUCACCAAACGAAUUAUGAGUUGUUUAAAUGAAGCAACCAAAGGCUUAUUUACAUUAGCUUUAUCUAGCAGUGAAGAUUUUAAAUCAAUCAACCAAUCAACGUUACAAUUGUUCUCAAUUCUUAUGAUUGGUUUAUGCAGUCGAUAUGAUGUUGAUCGAGAUUAUGCUGUGAAAAUACUGUUAAGAUUGAAUAUUUUACCACAACUUAAUCCUAAUUAUAUUAAUAAAUUAUGGACUGAUACACUAGAAAUUUAUGCUCAAUGUUCCAAACCAGAUAUCAAUCCUAUUGCUGGUGAUCUAUUACGUUUACUUAUCUAUAGUAAUGAGAAUAUUAAUCAAACAAAUUGUUUAUCUACAUCUUCAUCAUCUAUCGUCAAUAUGAAAGUCAUACAAGCAAUAGAUUAUCUUCUUAAUCAACUUGAAGAACAAAUUAUCAUGUGUGAAAAAUUCCCAGUGAAUGGUUUAAUGUCUGUAGUAAUUAAUAAACCAUUUUAUGCUAUGCUUAAUACUAUUCGUUCUAUCAUUGGCAUCGCCUCAUCAACAUCAUUGAGUAAGAAAGACAAAAACUCUAUCAAUCUUCAAAUUUGGAAGUGUACAUCAAUUAAAGCAGAAUCUUUGUUCAAACAAAUCAAUGGAGUAAACUGUAUGGAGCGUAUAAUUUCACUAGGUCUUCGUAUAUCUGAAAUCGUUCUACCGGUUGUUGGACAUGAAUCACCUGAAGGUGUCUUAUUAACCUCAAAAGAAGAUGUAAUCAUUGAUGAUAUUAAAAUUGAAAAUGAACAAGCUGAUCAUUUGUAUAAAUUAUCUGAAAAAACGCGAAAAUAUCCGGAAUAUUUAAUUUUAUGUUGUUGGCGAUCUGUUCGUGAAUUAUCUUUACUUAUGGGUAUAUCACUUAUUUCGUAUGGCUUCAACAAUUCCAAUAGUGAUCAAAUGAAGCCGAAAGAGAUUUUUUCUAUUGCUCAAUUUUUUUGUACUCAAUUACUUUGUUGUCGUCAUCGUGGAGCAUUUGAACUGUGUGCAACUGGAUUUACAAAUUUCUGUACUGCACUCGUAAAUCAUCCAGUUUAUUGUUCAAUUCCUAUUCAUUGGCUAAAUGUUAUUACUGGUCAAAGUGUAUUAUUCAAUGAAAAGUCAACAAACAACAAUUCGACUGUAAUAGAAAAUAUUGAUUUUUCAUUGAAAUCAUGUAUGGGAAAACAUGACAUAGUGGAGUGUAUCACUCGCCGUGGUGCUGGUUGCCCUUUAUUUGUUCAGGCUAUUUUAAGUGCAGAUUUAACUCGUAGCACUAAUGUACCAACAACUUCUCUUACGAGUACAGUCUAUUGGUUUCUCAAAUCAAUUAAAACUUCUAUUUGUAAUAACAACCUACAACAAUUCAACAACCUAAGUACAUGUGUACUACACUUAAAUAUUAUUCGUGGUAUAUUUCAAUCAACAAAUUUAAAUUAUCAUAUAGAUAAAUAUUUACAAAAAGCAUUAAUUAUUGCUUUGAAUGGUAUUGGAUGUAGUCAUCUACCGAUACGAAAUGCUUCUAUACUAUUUUACAGUACAAUAGUUCAACGUAUUUUUGGUGUCAAACGAUCGAAGGCAGUUAAAAGUCGAAAAAAUUGUUUAGCAACUUCAACAUUUUUCAAACUUUAUCCAAAAUUAGAAAAUUACUUGGUUGAAACUCUUACAUGGUACUCGAGAAAUACAAACAUUCCACGUGCAAGCUGUUUCAAACUGUACAGUAUACUUCACUUGAUGACUCAUCUAUUACCAUCCACACAAGUCUCUGAGAUUGAUAAAACACUAUGCAAACUACUUAUUAGAUGUGGUUUCAAUAAUGAUAUACGUAUACGUAAAAUUGCUUCAUUAGCUUUAACCUCAAUUAUACAUCCAAAUAUUAUAAUGAUCACAUUAAAUCAUUUAUUCAAUUUAAUGGAACUAGUUCAUCAGUCAAUACUAGUUAAAAAAUUAUGCAAGUUUCAAUUGAAUAUACUACAUAGUCUACUUUUACAGAUAUAUGCAUUGAUAUAUUCUAAUAUGGAUAUACAUGGUAGUAUAUCACCAGUUUACACUGUUUCAACUAUGCCAUAUAUUUCAAAAUUGAAUUACCUAACAAUUAUAAAUCGUUUAAAAGUAUCAUUCAAUUGGGUAAAUAAUUCAACAUAUAUUAAAUGUCCAAUUAUAAAACAAUUAUACAUGAAAAUAUUAAAUUGUCACUAUAAUCAAUCUACAAAGAUUGAAACAAAUCUAAUUGGUCUUGAAUAUGAAUCUUUUGAAACAUACAUCAAUGUUAUGAUUGAUUGUGCAUUGAACAAUGCAGAAAAUCACACACUUACUACUACUACCAAUAAUAAUAAUAAUAAUACAUUUUACUUAGAUUUAAUGAAAUGGACUAAAUCUAUUCAUUCAUUGAAUCUUGUUAAAAUUGCACUUCGUCGAAUUUGUUCACAUUUACACUCAACACUUGGUCAUCAUUCCAUGCUGGAUGUGAAUUAUAAUUUCGAUAUAGAAGAUAUCAAUGAAAUUAUUGAUAUCAGUCAAUAUUUGAACUGUUCAAUAUUCACUACAUUAAAAACAUUAUUUUCAUUUCAAACAUUAUUUCAAGAUAUAAUUUAUCCAUAUUUUUGUUUAAAUGAAAAUACACCUCAUAAUAGCAAUAAUAAUGAAGUAUAUCGAUAUACAUUUGCUUUGUUAACUAUACAACUGUAUCAACAACAACAACAACAACAACAUGUUCACAAUGCCAUGAGUAUUUCAAUGGAAUUAAUUUUAACAGCUUUUCAUUGGACUUGUAAACAAAUCAAAUUUUUACAUCAAAAAGUGAAAUGCUUUAAUAAUAUACCACCAAUCUAUUUGGCAUCAUUGAUACGUUUUCACACUGAAUUAAUAUUUAAUUUAUAUAACAAUAAAAUUGAUGAUCUAGCGCUUGAAUCAUAUGUGUAUGAAUUAUGUGAUUUAGGCAACAUUUGUUUUAACGCAUUCAAUCAUUCAAAUACUACACCGAUUUGUUUAGAAGUGAAAUAUGCUGUUUUAAAGUCAUUUUGUUUAUUGAAUAAUUCAACAGUUCAACAGAUAUCAUCUACCUUAAAUGAAAAUAUUCGACACGUUUUUCUUCAAUCGUUCGACAUUCUAAUCGACACUUUAAAUAAUUCAGAAAAUUCUAAACUACAAAAACAAGCAUGUCAUACUGUUAGCCAUAUCUUGAUAUCUAGUGAUUUAAAAUUUCAAUAUGUUCUACAAUCACCUUAUAUUCUAUUAGAGAAUUUGAUAAAAUUCUUGCUAUUACACGGUAGUCAUAUUCUCUAUAAUCAUUUACUUUUAUUUCUUCAAAAAAAAAUUCAUCAUUUUGAAGAACUCCAAGUAUCUCAUUCAUUCAGCGCACUUGAUGAACAUGCAUUCCCACAGACAACAAUGAAAUUAGAAAAUGAUCAGUUUGAAUUAAUCCAAAUUAUAUCUAAUAAUAUUAUGAAAUGGAUCCAGUCAAAGUUUCAUGUCUCUGACUGUUUUCGACAUGAAAAUAAUGUAAUCGAUUAUAAUGAUAAUAAUAAUCAAUCAUUACGUCGAUAUAUUGAUUGCAAUGAAUUAGUUUCAUUCUUAAUUUUCGAAUUAGACUAUACAUCACUUCUAUUUUUGAAUAAUUACAUAGAUUAUUAUGUAAUAAAAUUAUUGUGAACAAAUAACAGAAUUAUUUCACUUUGAAUAAUAAAAAGAAUUAAAUUUUAUUUGGUAUUUCUGUCAAAUGUUUCCAAAAUUAUACUGUCAAUUAGGAGGAUUCACAGAGGUUACAAGUUAGUUUGUUGUUUAAUCUAACAUAAAACAAAAUAGGUGAACAAUUUGUUCAGAAUGAAAAUGAAUUGAGCUAUUUUAUGAUUCACUGAUAUACCAGGAAGAGUGUUACACUCUGUAAUUGUUGGAGAUGUUAGAUCCCCAGAACUCGCUUGAUAAAUGCCUUAAUUUUGGAUUUCACGUUUGCGAGCAUGGGCUGAUCACUUGACCUUGAGAUUUCAUUUCCCACCAGGAAAAUCCAUGGCUGUGAUUGGCUGCUGUGUAUUUUAGUGUGCUAUUUUCGUAAAUGUCUCAAGGAUGUUUCUGAUGUAUGAAUAAACGAGAGUUGUUUGCUUGAUUGUAUUGUGAUUGCUGGGUGCUGUAGAAUAUACUUUCUACGCUUAUCAAGCCUUCUGUUUUGCAGUUUGGAAUUCAAGGUAGCCUACCUGGACGCUGGUAAUUGUAUCGUUCGCUUUUAUCGACUAAGGUGAACUCGUAAUAGCUUCAAGCGUACCUAGUGACGAACAUAACA